AUGGGCGCCUGUCUGAGACAGCUGGCUGCAUUCCGGAAUGAGGAAGAGCGCAUGUUCAGUGAGGAGGAAGAACAGAAACUGCAGAGUGCUCUGUCAUUGGACAAGCAGGCCCUCUGUCUGGUUCUUCAUUCUAGAACAGCAUGUUUUGAGCUAGACAAGGCUGUUUAUCAUCAUGUUAAGCCAGCCUCCCUGAAGCAGCAGUUUGAGAACAUCCAUCUCUCCCCAGAGAAGGCGGAGGCCUUCUGCCGGGCCUGGACCACUGUCGGCCCAGAUGUCGUGGAGAAGGUCUGGCAGAGAAUUUUCACCCCCAAAAAGAGUGUGGAGAUCGUGUUUUUGGAAUUCAGCCACCAGGAGCUGCUUGAGUUCUACAAGAGUGGGAAGGAGGUGCGUAUAAGACUGUCAUCCAACUUCACUUUGUCGUUCAAUUGA
Messenger RNA from Salvelinus sp. IW2-2015, 429 nucleotides. The record is from RefSeq and is a predicted model, not a curated record. NCBI's taxonomy places the organism in Eukaryota, Metazoa, Chordata, Actinopteri, Salmoniformes, Salmonidae.